Molecule: messenger RNA, 2718 nt
Organism: Kuraishia capsulata CBS 1993
Lineage: Eukaryota; Fungi; Ascomycota; Pichiomycetes; Pichiales; Pichiaceae
Exons: 1
Coding region: 1-2718 (905 amino acids)
Biological process (GO): cytoplasmic microtubule organization
Cellular component (GO): nucleus; microtubule plus-end; cytoplasm
Molecular function (GO): microtubule plus-end binding
Source: RefSeq, a predicted model, not a curated record
AUGGAAGGAUUGCGUUUGGAACAAAGGGUCAGUAUCCAGGGAAAUGCAGGUGUUGUGAGGUUUGUAGGCAAAACGGAGUUUGGGAAGGGUGAUUGGGUUGGCGUUGAGCUAGACCAUGCUGUUGGUAAGAACGAUGGUUCUGUCCAAGGAGUUCGGUACUUUGAGUGCCAAAACACAGAUUCAGGAGCUUUACAUGGACUGUUUGUCAGACCUACUAUUGUGGUUUCUCUUUCAGCCGAUUCAAAACGCGAAUUGGGCGAACAAGCCUCUUCCACAGACAUCUCAAGAGAGCAAAAGCUGGAGUUGUUGGUUCGAAGGUUGGAGUUCAAGCUCAAAAGCUCCACCCAAGAAAUAGCUGCUCUCCAACAGAACAUUGCAGAUUUUGGUCUUGAAAACCAGCGAUUAUUGGUUGCAAUAGAGGAGUUGGAACGUUCCAUGGAAAACGUGGUGAUGGAGAGAGAAACAUUUUCGGAUUUGAGUGAGAGUUUACAGUCUCAGUUAUCCGAACUUGACAAUAACUACAAUCUGCUUCUUCAGGAGUAUGCCAAGGCGAAGAACGAGCUUUUGAACAGUAAGGAGAUGGAGGAACGGUCUGUUGCCCUUGGGCGAGCAGACCCGAACAAUGGAAUGAUUUUGGCCAAAAACGAGGCUCUAGAGAGAGAUAUGGAGCGAUACUCUUCCCGAGAAAAGUCACUUUUGGAAAAGAUAGAGCUUUUGGAGAAGGAGACCGAAAAGCACACCGAUAUUUUGUCAACCUUUAACGAGCUACAGCAGAAGUACGCGGAAUCGCAGAGUGCAUUAAUAGAGCUGAAAUCCCAGCUUGCGCUUCUGUCAGAGUCUCAGGAACUCGUGGAAUCGUUGACUGAGAAAAACGUGGCUCUUUGCGAGGAGAUCGAAGCACUGGAGGAGAGUAUUAGACAGGGAGCCGAGUCUAAUCUCACAAUUGGAAGCCUACUAACUCAAUCACAGGCCAACGAGUCAAAAUUGAUGACGCAAAUCGAGGAAUUAACUCUCGAGAAGAAAAAAUGUCUAGAGAAUCUUGAAACUGCUGCUGAGGAGAAUAACAGCCUUGUUCAAGAAGCUGAAACUUUGCGUUUUCAGCUGCGUUCAAAUGGUGCUCAGGCUCUGGAUGGGCACGGGAUCGCAGAUAAAAGCGGCAGUUCUUUACAAAGAGAACUUGCUUUGAAGACUGAUCGUUUGAAAGCGCUUCAGUACCAAUCUCGGAGGCAGCAAGUCAGGCUUGAGAAAGUCGAACAGCGACUUCUCACUGCUCAGCGUAUGAUUCCUGAUUCGGAUGUCAAAGAAGCUCUGACCAAAUUAGGUGAACUUUCUCAAUUGGAGCAACUUGCUGAAGAGCUUGGAGCUGCUUCGUCUCAUUUGCAGGCCAGAGGUCCUCAGUUUCAUGACACUUCUGUGCAAGUUGCACAAUUGGCAGCGGAAUAUGACUAUGUGUUGCACAAUUGGAGAUACAGCUCUGAUGGAUCUUCCAGAAUUGCAGACUUCAUUAGUCUAAUGUUGUCAAAAACACAGGAACUGCUUGAAAUUUCACAAUCCGGGGAACCCAAAGAACUCGAUUUGGUGCUUAGCGCUAUUCAUGGAGACACAGGCUUCUUCAUUGAUGAGAAUCUGGGACCAAUCAACAGACGCGAAAACAUGAUAUAUCGCCUCAGGGUGGAAGCUUUCAUUCCCGGGAAACGUUGCUUAGCUGUUCUGGAAGCUCUCCCUCAAUCUGAGCAGACCAAGAAUCUCCUCGAACUUUUGUACAAACUUUGUGGCGAGAUCGAAGAAAAGCUUGAUUUGCUCUUGCAGAAAAGAAAGAACUUGCAAGAGGUGAAGAGCACGUUUGGUACGGAUACAGGAUCCGUUUUGCGUGAUGUUCUCGCUGAAGUGCGAGGCAAGGACCGAGCCUUUUUAGAGGUUUCAGCCGAGUUCACUAGACGUAUUGAGCACUGUUUGGAGGAACUAACCAGUAUGGAAAUCACGAUACAGGGUACGUCAGUCUCAUACGUUGAUGGCAUUUUGAAAUUAUUGAAGCAGAAAGAAGAGGAAACGCGAUCCAACAUCGAAGAGGCAGAAAAGCUUAAGAGAGACGCUUUGGAUAUGGCACUCAGACUGGUGAGCCAGAAUAAGCUUUGCGGCGAGCUAAGUGCGCGGAUUGUUGCUUUAGAAAGAAGACUGGAGAAUACAAAACACAGCGAAGAUGAUCUUCUGUGGAUCAGGUCCAAACUGGAUGUACUGAAGAGCGAAAACGAAAAUCUCUUAGAGAUGAAGCUUGAUCUUCUGUCCAAAAAUGAAGAACUCGAGACGAAAAUGAACCAAAUAAAGAGAGAUAACAAACUGUUUGGAGACUUCAAUACCGUCUAUGAGGAGAAGGAAUUUGCUGGGAAGGCCGAACUAGUUUCAGAGAUUCAUUCGCUGAGAACGGCUGUGUCGAUCUUCCAGGAUCGGAGGAGGAAGACGGUUGAUCUUUCAUGGCUGAACGAGGAGGUCUACAAGGCACCAGAAUACGUUGCUUCGACGUUGGAGGCUGGCACAAGGACAUUGGCUCGUACAAUAGUGGGUAUCCAGUCGCGAUAUCGGGUUCUCCCCGUGGGAAGAUACGAGAACUGGAGACCCAGGGCCUCAAUGCCGGGACACCAGGCAAAUCUUAUGAAAGAGGAGUUGGGAAAUUACAAUUCAUUGAAGGCGUUGGUAUUUGGAAGAAAGUUAGUGGGUUAA